This is a messenger RNA of Sardina pilchardus (European sardine), 2097 nucleotides long. RefSeq names its product gamma-glutamyl hydrolase-like. NCBI's taxonomy places the organism in Eukaryota, Metazoa, Chordata, Actinopteri, Clupeiformes, Clupeidae. Gene Ontology annotation, biological process: tetrahydrofolylpolyglutamate metabolic process. Gene Ontology annotation, molecular function: gamma-glutamyl-peptidase activity. The transcript is spliced from 9 exons. The record is from RefSeq and is a predicted model, not a curated record. Gene Ontology annotation, cellular component: vacuole. The coding region runs from base 45 to 995 and encodes 316 amino acids.
GUUUCCUCUAUGUGCAACAACGUAACAGUCGUCUUUCGCAAACCAUGGCUGUGUUUAACUUAGUGCUAUUUUGUAUAGCCGUAUGCCUUUGUGGUUUGUCCGCAGUCCCUGUUCAGAGAAUUACUACAGAUAAAAGGAAUGACUGGCCAAUUAUUGGUGUCUUGGCUCAAGAGGUGUACAAACCUCAGCCAAAGCAAAACUCCUACAUUGCUGCAUCUUAUGUGAAAUAUUUGGAGGCUGCAGGAGCCAGGGUGGUCCCUGUGAUGAUUAAUCAGACUGAAGAGGAAUACAUACAACUGUUCAAGUCUAUCAAUGGCAUUCUUUUUCCUGGAGGUGGUGUAAGUCUGGUGUCAUCAGGCUAUGCUAAAGCAGCCGGCAUCUUCUACAAGCUUGCUGUUGAGGCAGCUUCACAGGGUGACUACUUCCCAGUGUGGGGUACAUGUCUGGGAUUCGAGCAGCUGUUGAUUUUGACCUGUGGGGAAAAUCUUCUCUCUCAAACGAACACUACUGGAGUUUCCUUGCCACUUGAAUUUACAAAGGAUGCAGUGGAAAGCAGACUGUUCAAAGAUUUCCCUCCAGAUUUGAUGAAAGCUCUGGAGUCUGAAAACAUCACAGAGAAUUCCCAUACAUGGAGUAUCUCUGUGGAGACUUUCAUGAAGAAUGAAGCAUUGAAAAAGUUCUACAAAAUCCUGAGCACGAAUACUGAUGGGAAUACCGAGUUUGUUUCAACCAUGGAGGCUUACCAUUACCCUGUGUAUGGAACCCAGUGGCACCCAGAGAAGAAUGCCUUUGAAUGGGCCAGACCAUAUUACCCUCACACACCCUCCGCCAUUAAGAAUACCUUUUACAUGGCCAACUUCAUUGUCAAUGAAGCAAAGAAGAAUUUUCACUCCUUUGCCAGCAAGGAUGAGGAGCAGAAGCAUCUGAUCUACAACUAUAAUCCAGUGUUCACUGGAGCCACCUCUGCCUUCCAGCAGAUCUACUUAUUUGAGUAGACGCCUCUGCCCUGUGUCUUAUGUCACUGAUGUGUCCACACGUCUCUGACCUCUCAGGUUUUCCACUCUUCUGCAAUCAUGUUCCUAUGCCGCUUACAGACAGAUGUUGGGUUCGGGAAGCUGAUUUCUUCCUGUUGAAACUUUACCUCACUACUGUCACAUUUGUGUUUGCACUAUGAUGUUCAUGCCUUGACAAAUAUUGUGGGUUUUGAAUUAUUUGAAUGGAUCAACUUAAUGGUGUGUGGAUCAGAUAUGACCAUUUUGAAUCAUUUUAAGUCAAUGUUGAUUAUUGAUGCUAAAAUAGAACAACAUUACAAUGAUUAAUUAAAUGAAAGUAAAAGAGGUAGAAUUUUCUCUGUGCCAACUCUAUUGUGAGAGCAGCAUUUGUUGCAUGGGUCAUCAUGUAUAUGAGCUCAGGCUGAUUUGUCUAAGUCUGAGCUGGCUGAGCUUAAAGAAUGCUGGAAAAGAGCAGCAGUUAAAAUGGCCAUUAUUAGAUGGUAAGACCACCGGUGGAACCAACAAAACCAACUAGAAUAUGUCUGCAUAUAUGCAAGGUGAAAUCUAAAACACAAAAGCUGGUCAAGCUGUUUUUUUUUCUGAAGGGCAAUUACUUUAGAUGAGAAGAGCCUAAAGUGUUUGGUCCUGUGGACUUUUGGGGAGGAGGGCUUCUUCAUAUCUUCACAAAAUAUAAAUUGUAUUUUUAAAGUUAUAAAUAAAUCUCCAAAUGUCAUAAAGUAGACUAAUUAUUUCCUAACAUGCUUACAUUGCACUUGCUCUUUGUGUGUAGGCCUAUCCAUCAUGUCAAGUGAAAGGAAAUUAAAAUAAAGUCAUGAGCUACUGAUACUUGAAGGGGUUAAGCAUCAUCAUUUAUGGAACAAACAAACGGGCUCAUUUGCAUCUAUGACUCACCAAUGUUCUAUGUUUUCUAAUGUUCUAAUGUUCAAAGUUUUCUUAAAAAUGUUAACCGGGAAGGAAUACAUGUCUCUGGAGGAAGGCCAUCUAGACUGCAUAUUCUCACUUGCACUCUGUCAGUAACAGUUUGAUAUUUGAAAUGUUUGAUCAGUUUGUCUACUAUCAACCAUCAUAAAAUAAACUAGGCUAC